This is a messenger RNA of Ambispora leptoticha, 220 nucleotides long. The record is from the annotation of a GenBank genome assembly. NCBI's taxonomy places the organism in Eukaryota, Fungi, Glomeromycota, Glomeromycetes, Archaeosporales, Ambisporaceae.
UAGCAUGUACGUUAUACAGGCUGAAAAUGACGAUAGAGAUGUUGGAGGGCCAGUAUUUACUUAUCAUAUGGAUAUAAUUAGCGGUGAUUUACGGACUUCUAGAGCGGAUUUAAAAGGUAUAAUCACAGGAGGUGUAGGGAAUUUUGCUUUUGCUACAAGAUUAGAAAGAAUUUGUGCAGAGGCAAAUGUAGACAUUGUUACUUCUCAAGGUAUACGUUAA